UUUGACAGAUUACGAAAAGUUGUCAUUAUUCGUUCGGCAGUCCACCUCAUGUGAAUAAAACGAUAAAUUCCUUUGAAAGUACUACAUAAUUUGCUCUAAACCUGAAUUAAAAACCUAAAGUUAUCUUCAAAAAUGGUUCGUGUAAUAACUCAAGAAACUUACGACGAGGUGGUGAAAGAAAACAUUGACGAAUUUGAUAUGGCUCCGGACGAAGCAAUAAAAGAGGCUAUUGCCCAAUUUGAAGCACAGGGUGUGGAUCUAUCAAAUAUAAUAAAGGACUUGGCACUUGGAUCGGGAGACAACCAUUUGGUGUCGGAAACUAUUUCAAAACUGAAGGAUCUCUGUGCCACUAAGAAAUAUAAUGUUGAUGAAGUUUUAAAGGAAUUGGAUGUGUUGAAGUCAGAAUGUCAAAAAGACAUUGCCCAUAGAGUUCGGGCAGGCAAAGAGGGUGCAUACAAAGUGCUGUUAGAUCUCCUUUACUCUCAGCAUAGCAAACUGUUUGAAGAGCUUGGAGACAGAGACACAAAGUUGAUGAUAAGUGUGCUGGACGCGAUGGCAGCGCUGAUGGAAAUGCAGCCCGAUUUGUUGGAUGCUAAAGGCGUUGAUUUGAUUAAGAAUAUUCUAGACAACGUAGAAAACGAAGACAUAAUAAUAGCGACACUGAAAUGGACCACAAAUUGCUGUAUCAAACACGAGAUGAACCGACAGAAACUAUUUGCUAAAAACAUCUCUGAAAACCUUAAACUUUUGCUCAAAGUUACCGGUAAUACUAAACUUCUAAGUGAAACACUGCAAGUAAUAAGAAAGUUAACACUAGAUGAUGAUGUAAGGGUAGAGUUUGGAAAGGCUCAUGAUCACGCUAAGGAAUUGGGCGCUCAAAUGUUGGAGCCACUCACUAAUUUGUUGAAAGAAAACACAAAACCCCCGCUAGUAUCAGAACUAAUGUUAACAAUAGCGAGUCUCUUGGUCCGUCACGAACUAUGUAAGAUGGUGAGCGACUGUGGCGUUUCAGUACUUUUCACUAUUCUGGCCGACAACUACGACAAUGUGGGCGUUGUACAACAGGCUGAUAAACUAAUUACUGCUUUGGCGGGACAUGAUGACGUCAAGCGAGAUCUGGUCAAGAGCGGUAUCGUGCCAAUCACAGUGUUGAUUCUAAACAGACAUGCGAACAACGCUACAGCGACAUCGCUAACACUAAAGUGUAUAGCGGCGCUGUGCCUGCGCGAGGCGCCGCACUCGCAGCAGUUCGUGGACGCCGCCGCGCCUCAAGCUAUCCUGCAGUGUAUGAAGCUACAUCCCGACAGCGCUGCUGUACAGAAAAACGCCUGCUGGGCUAUCCGCAACAUGGUAGCGAGAUGUAAAGAACACAACGCGAAAUUUCACGAGCUGGGAGUCGAACCGCUACUCAACAGUGCUUACGAGAAGUUCGGAGCCGACUUCGGCUUUGACAUAAAGUCGGCUUUAAGAGACUUGGAAUGCGAUGUCAAGUUGGACGAGCAGUGGACCGGCAAAGGAGUGCAGUUGGAAUAUUGAUAGAAUUGAAUUUUGUUCGGGAGAAAAUUCUGGAAGGAAUCUUGAGAGCUUAUCCUUACUAAUAUUAUAAAUGCGAGAGUAUCAGUACCCACACUCUGCAGAUUAAACUGCAGGUCCACAGUUGGCCCGAUGAUUGGAUUUUUUUUUUAAUGAAAAUUAUGAAUUCCAUAUAAGUUUGAAGUCGAUCUGAUAUCGGCUAAAUACCUGAUCGUUGUUAUGUGCGUACUUCCAUUCAUUUCCAUACUGAUUUAUGAGCCCGAACAAACUGUCGGCCGACUAAAAGUCUGUAGUUUGCGGGUACUCUAUAUUACUAACUCACGACAAAACUACUGUAAAUAAAAGUUGGUAUUUUGAGGAAGGAUGUAAGUUAUUUUUUACCCGAUUGCGGGAAGUGAAUCCCUCGGAACGCAUCUUAUAUACUCAUACCAUAAAAUGCCUUAUUUAGAAACGUAGUGAAAUGCUAGUUAUACAAGUAUGCGUUAAAGAAAAUUCAAUCGUUUAUUCUAAUGAAAAGUGAAUGAUGUGUUUUGAAAGUCGAGUUGAUGUAACUAUCGGGUAAAAUUGGCGACUGUUUUGUUUUCUAUACAUUCCCGAAUUUAAUUAAUAACACAUGUCAUUUAUAUUUUUUUUACAGAUAAAUAACGAACAGGUAUUAUUGCUCUAAUAUAAAUUGUAUUUAGGUUGUGAUAGAUUUGUAUUUUUUGUACUUCUAACGCCAUUAACACACAGAGCUUCAAAAUAAAACAGCUUAUUAUUAAAAAAUAAUUAUUUAUUAUUACGAUAAUAUUAUCACUGAAAUACGCAAUGUAUUUGGAUACUGAAUAAAAAACUUAAUUAUCGUAUAAAA
Helicoverpa zea (corn earworm) is the source of this 2383-nucleotide messenger RNA. Its product is annotated as armadillo repeat-containing protein 6 homolog. The transcript is spliced from 9 exons. Gene Ontology annotation, biological process: hematopoietic progenitor cell differentiation. Gene Ontology annotation, molecular function: protein binding. Lineage: Eukaryota; Metazoa; Arthropoda; Insecta; Lepidoptera; Noctuidae. The record is from RefSeq and is a predicted model, not a curated record. The coding region runs from base 133 to 1536 and encodes 467 amino acids.